GGAUUGAUUCGAUAUAUGGUCCAAAACAGAGCUCCAGCCUCGAAAUUGUACAAUCAUCGGUUUCGAUGAUUGUACAAUUGUACAAUUUCGAGGCUGGAGCUCGACCUCAAUUCGGCGCGGUAGACGGCGCCGAAUUUCUCAUUCGCAUUAAGAACCGAUCAACGACCCGCCGUCCAUACUCUACUGGAACACGCUUGUUUCAUGCAUGUUAACAGCUCACUUGUCGACUAUAUGAAGUGCUUUGGGGAAGUCGAACAGCAAGGAUCUGACUAGAGCAAGAGCGGAAGCAGUGUGCGAGCGAAUCUUGCUGCUUGAGCUGGGCAUGUGAAAAGGUGAAAGCUGUGGAAAAGAAACCGAGUGUUGUCGAGCAGAAGCUUCGUGUAAUUGAUCGCUGCGGAAGCGUGUGGAGUAUCAGAUUCAUGGAAGAAUGAAGACCAACAUGAGUUACGGCCGGUCGCCAUCAGCUUCAGCACCAUCGUUUGUUCCAGUCGUGAGGUCUCUUGGAUUCAAGAGUGCGGGUAUCGCCGCUGGGAGCUGGGCAGCUGGACACUUGUCGUCGUACGGAGGGGUAGUGAGUGCAGGCAGUCCCUGCGCUGUUCUGCAGAGUGUGGGAGCUACGGGCACUUGCUCACCGGCCGGGGUGACGUCCCUUGUCGUAGCAACUACUGCAGGACUUGGAGGGGCCGUGGGGAACUCCAAAGGCUAAAUCUUUACUUGGUCCUCUGUUUCUAUGAAUAGUUUGCACGGGAGUGUGGGCUGGUCAACCCUCUCAUUGACAGAGUCCGUGAGCAUUGGUCAACCUGGCUCUGGUGUGCAAAUUGGAGAAGUUAGUGUCAGAUGGGAGAGCAUUUUCAUGAUAUGAGUAAAUUCCUUGUCGAUGUUUUGAUCACACCUUUGUCUUUGGGUCGGUGACUUUUUUCCGUGGUUACGAUGUGAACGGUCAUUUUGUUGUUGUCGACCGUACGGGGAGUGUAUGCAGCUUUAGACUGUUUCCAAUGCUAUAGCAUUAGGUGCGGUGUCUGGCACGAUGACUAGGCAUGUAGCUGGAUCCGAUCUGCAUCCGAGUGCUGCGGUUGACUGCAAGCUGUCAUUGAUCGCUCUUAGCAGUUUGCAUGGGUCUGUCUAUUCUCAAGCUCAUCAGGGGCCAAUUGAGUUGUGUCACUCCGAAAUAA
Molecule: messenger RNA, 1172 nt
Organism: Marchantia polymorpha subsp. ruderalis
Lineage: Eukaryota; Viridiplantae; Streptophyta; Marchantiopsida; Marchantiales; Marchantiaceae
Source: the annotation of a GenBank genome assembly